AAUCGGACAAAUGUUUACAUUUCAUAUUCAAACAUUAACCUCAAAAGAUCAAAAGCAGAAAUAACUACAAUGACCGAUUUAGAGGAGAUGCAAAAAGAAUUAGACAAAAUUAAGCUCCAAGAAGAGCAACUGUUUGAAGAAAUGAAACACUUUGUCAACCAAAGGAGUUACGUGGAUGCAAAAAUAAAAGUGUUAUCAAAAGUUUUGCCCACAUUAAAAUCUCUCAAAGUUGAAACUCAAGACUUGGUAAACACAAUACAUAACAUUGCUGAAUCUGCUGAAGGUAUUAGCAAUAAGGUUCGAACCUUGGACUGUGCACGCAAUCGCGUAGACGAGUGCCAGCAGAGAGUCGCUGAUCUAAUAGACGUCGGCUUGUGUUCUGAGGGUGUACAAACCGCAAUUUUAAAUGAAGAUUACGAAAAGGGCGCUGGUCACGUUCAUCGGUUUUUAUCAAUGGAUCAAUCUUUACUGAAGCAGUCUGCUACUGAUAUUGAAAAUGUGUCUAGCGUCUUAAAAGCUGUCGGAACUUUACAAGAUGCAGCUGGUCAGUUGAGAACGAUCGUCCAGCAUAAAUUCGAUGAAGCGGUUCGCCUAGAAGAUUUGGCUAGUGUCGAACGGUUCUUUAAAAUUUUCCCACUGUUAGAUAUGCAUGAUGAAGGUAUCAGGAAAUUUUGCAAUUACUUGUGCGAUAAGCUAAGAGAUACUGCCGAUAAAAAUUUACAAACUGCGCUGAAUGCACCUGUUACGGAUAAAAGGCACCAUGUCAAAUUUGCUGAUACACUAACCCUGCUAUUUGAAGGCUUGGCGAGAAUUGUCGACAUUCAUCAACCUCUUGUAGAGACUUACUACGGACCAGGCCGUUUGAUGUCGGUGGUUUCAUUUUUACAGAAGGAGUGUGAUACGCAGGUUAAAUUAAUUAUAAUGGAGUUCCAGAAGCAUAGACAACUUCAGAAGAAGAUUAAUCAGAUUUCCGAGGUGGCAAAAAUGAGCAGUAGCUCGAGUUUUAGUAAAUUGGAUAAGUUGGAUCCUAAAGAGUUGGAUAUUCUUAUUCAGGAAAUUACCAUAAUGCAUUUUCGGAUGGAAUUAUAUAUCAAAUUUAUAAGAAGGAAGGUUUUGGCUGAUAUCGAAAUAAGCGUUUUAAUUUCGGAGGAACGCAAUAAUCAAAUUCUCCAACUUGAUAAGCUCAUUAAUGCAAGUGAUUUAAGUAGAAGGAAGCACGACUUACUAUCCCUAUAUCUACAGCUAGAGCAGUACUUUAUGGAAGAAUCCGUCAGUAAAGCAGUUGGCAUCGAUUCUACAGAAACGGCGCAACAGACUUCCAGUAUGGUGGAUGAUACAUUUUUUAUUAUCCGCAAAUGCAUAAGGCGUGCAAUAUCAAGUGGAAGCUUAGAUGGAAUUUGCGCAGUUAUAAACAUUGCAUGCGCAGUCUUGGAAAAUGAUUUUUGUGGAAUUUUACGUGGACGGUUAAAGCAGGGUUAUCCAUCAGGGUAUUUAGAUCUAACUCAAGCGUACAACGUCCUUCAAACCUCUAUUCAACAUGGCCGACUUCAACCAAGCGAUACCGAACAGAUUCGAACUGCUUUCCUUAUUGCUUUAAAUAAUGCUGAUGCAAGUACUGAGUAUGUAGAGACUUUAUGCGACAGUGCGUUAGGUGAUGUGAAAAAGGCAAUUCCAAAUAUGAACACUAAUGAACAUGGCAAAUUAGAAAGUUGUCUCUCCGGUCUCUCAUCGGUAAUUAUUAAUUUGAAAGACGUAAUGGAGUACGGCAUGCAACAGUUACGAGUCAGUGUGAUUAAGCCACGGAUUAGUCCUUGGGUUGAUUCAUUUCUUAACAUCAACCACCAGCUUAAUGAUGACGAACUGUCAGAGUAUGAAGCUGGAGAAUCUUUUGUUCAAACUUUAAUCAUGAACUUGGAUUCGUUACUUUCUUCAUUUAAGGACAGUUUGACCUCGGCCAAUUACGAUGGACUCAUAAAAAUUCUCAUAGGCGAAGUAACCGCAAGAUUUGAGAAGGUCAUUUUUAAGUCAGCAUUUAAUAGAUUAGGUGGAUUGGUGUUGGAUAAAGAAGUGCGGUCAUUAUCCGGGUACUUAACCAGCGCGACAACAUGGUCGGUCCGAGAUAAGUUUACGAGACUCUCACAAAUUGCAACCAUCUUAAACUUGGAAAAAGUUACAGAAAUAACAGACUAUUGGGGGAACCAUGAUGGGGCGCUCACAUGGAGAUUAACCCCUACUGAAGUUAGAACAAUAAUGGGUUUAAGGAUUGAUUUUAAGCAAGAGGAUAUACAGAGGCUGAAAUUGUAAAUGUUAAUUUUAUCCGAAUGUAAGUAAAUAUUAAAGACUAUUGCAAUUGUGACCGCUCGCCUGGCUCACAGUUGUUUAAAGCGCAUUUGUCCUUUUGAAAGGAAACCGGCCAACCAUUUACAGAGGAACAAAUUUAUUGCUCAUAAAACAAUCAAAUAAGCUGAAAGAAAAACAGACUACCAGGGCAGAAUUGAGGCAAAAAGCAAUCGAUAGAACGACAUCAAUAUUAAUAAUUCAAAAUCUCCUGUCGUAACUGCGAUUUACAAUAAAUGACGCACAAACACA
This is a messenger RNA of Photinus pyralis (common eastern firefly), 2589 nucleotides long. RefSeq names its product conserved oligomeric Golgi complex subunit 4-like. The coding region runs from base 70 to 2304 and encodes 744 amino acids. The transcript has 11 exons. NCBI's taxonomy places the organism in Eukaryota, Metazoa, Arthropoda, Insecta, Coleoptera, Lampyridae. The record is from RefSeq and is a predicted model, not a curated record.